Messenger RNA from Klebsormidium nitens, 1170 nucleotides. The record is from the annotation of a GenBank genome assembly. NCBI's taxonomy places the organism in Eukaryota, Viridiplantae, Streptophyta, Klebsormidiophyceae, Klebsormidiales, Klebsormidiaceae.
AUGGCCGUCCUGGACACACUCUUCUUCCUGCUGUCGUACAUCUCCAACCUGGAGCUCUGGAGCUGGUUCCAGAGUGCGCUGCCGGCGUGGCCCGUCAAGAAUCAGGACCUCGUCGACGCGGUCGUGUCCGCGCAUUACGUGGACCCCGACACCGGCCUCGACGCCUGCGUCGCGCAGCGCGUGAAGAGCUCGUUGCGGAGCGCGAGCUGCGACUAUCUCAGCGUGAAAGACAUCUGUCCAGAGCUCUGCGAGUUCUCGGACGAGGGGGCUCUGGUGUUACGUUGCAGGGUGGGGGGUAUAGAAUUCGAAGUCCGGGAGCCCGACCUCGUCGACCUCAACGAGCUGCGGGACCGCGUAAGGCUGUGGGACCGCUUGGGGGUCUUACAAGCCCUUCGAGAAGCGCGCAUGCUGACCGGCGUCCGAAAGUUUGUCGGGACGUCAGCCGGGUCCAUCCUAGCCCUCAUGGGCGCGCUGAACAUCUGCCCGAAAGAGGUGUUGCGGUCGGUCUUGUCUUACGAAGCGGCGCACUCGCUCCUGUUCUCCAUCCGAAUCUCCAAGUUGUUCACCGACUUUGGUCUGGACGACGGCGAGCGGCUAUUCGACUUCAUCUUCAGCAUUCUAGAACGCCUGAGUCCAGGAUUUCGUGACCUCACUUUCGUAGGGCUAUUACAGAAGACUGGGAACGAGUUGCACAUACCGACCACCUGCGUGACCACGGGGUCGCUGGUGCUCAUGUCCGCGGACACCACCCCCGACCUCAAGAUCGCGACGGCGAUACGCGCCUCCUGCUCCAUCCCUCUCAUCUUCACCAGCCCUAUUAUCGACGACAAGCGCUUCUGCGACGGAGGGCUGGUAGCUUACAAUCCCGUGUCGUUGGUGUCCCAAAUCCCUCCCGAGGAGAAGCUGGCCAUCCUCGUGCUGCCGGACUACGACCGAGAGGACGUGAACGACGUCCUGGCAUUCACCGCUCGAGUCAUCAGGCUGGUGUGCACCUACCAUCAACUCCAGGCCAUAGAGCGGGAAGAUUGGGUGUUCUCGUCCACAUCGACCGACGGGAUGGGCGUUACCAUACCAGAUACGACCGCCAUGGUGACCGAUUUCGAACGAGGCCGAAAGGAGGCGGGCGUUUACCUUCUAAAGCGAUUCAAGCCCAAGGAUAAGCUGGAUUGA